Molecule: messenger RNA, 584 nt
Organism: Oppiella nova
Lineage: Eukaryota; Metazoa; Arthropoda; Arachnida; Sarcoptiformes; Oppiidae
Source: the annotation of a GenBank genome assembly
GAUGUGACACUGGUUUCGGAAACCUCCUGGCGUUGAUGAUCAACAACGCGGGGCUUAUGCUAUACAGCCGUUUAGAUUGGGGUUCAUUAGAGUCCAUACAAAAUGUGUUUGAAGUCAACGUUUUCGGUGUAAUACGAGUCACCAGAAUAUUCCUGCCAUUAAUUAAACAGUCAAAAGGGCGAGUUAUCAACUAUUCCAGUAUAGUUGCCUAUUGUUCACUACAAAACCUCGGGAUAUAUUGUAUGUCAAAAGCAGCGGUCCUUAGAUUUUCUCAGACACUCCGUAAAGAAAUGAAUGAAUUCGGUGUCACUGUGUCUACAAUAUGUCCAGGGUAUUAUGCACACACGGAGUUAACUAAUAUAGCGUUGAAAGGCUUGGAAAAGGCGUGGAAUGAAACGGAUGAGUCGGUUAAGAGUGGUUAUGGAGACCAAUAUUGUGAUAAAAUCAAGAAACUGUAUGUCAAGUUACAGGGUAUGAGUUUUGCGCAAGGCAAUCCCAAUGUUGUGGUCAACGAUAUAAUUGAUGCCAUUAUGAACACCAGCCCUAAGAGUCAUUACUAUCCGAUUGAUGGCAUCAUUAUCUUU